GGAUCAGGUGGGGCUUUUACUUUGUUAAACUUGACUUAAUAUUGCAAAUGUUUUUAAAAGUAAGAUAUUAUUCCUGUUCCUCAGAAUAAUAAUCUUUAUUUCCAAUUUUUCAAUCAAGCCCAAAAGAAGUGGCAAAGCUGAUUUAAAACUGUCUUUAAAUCAGCAAAUGUGAACAGAUACCAUGAUUUACAUGUCCCUUUUUCAAAUAUUUAAAAUGUGUGUUUUUUUUGUUUGUUUGUUUAAUUACAAUAUUGCAUUCUUUUAUUACUGCUGGAAAUAUUUGAUGACAUUGUAUCAACUAUAAUCUGUCUGAGUCCCAGUUUGGCUUUAAAGACUCCAGGAAUGUUUAUGGACCUCCCCAACCGGAGCCUCCCAUUGGUCCUUUGGUUGGUGGGGUGUCAAAUGUCCCACUCGCCUUUGAACGCAGCUUCACCGAGGAAAAGUUUGUAAAAGUAGUUUUUGCGCCUCGUGUGAGUGAACCAGCCACUCGGAGCGACUCUCAGAGAGCAGCAGGGAUGCAGGGACCAGUUUCCCCUCAACUCUGACAGCUCGGUUGAACUCGGUGGGCUUCACGGUGAGUUCUGCUGUGAUUCGGGCUCAGGAAGUAGUCCCCUCAAAACCAACCAUGUCCCAGACGGAGCGGACUGAAACCGCAGACAAGCCGACGGUGAGCUCGGAACCGGAACCUGGAAGUGCCUCUGUGAACCCCAGAGCAGUCUGCGGCGUGUGUAGACACUUGUACCGGGAGCCCAAGAUCCUCCCCUGCCUGCACACCUUCUGCUCGGACUGCGUCGGGCAGCUGGAGCGGUUCUCUGCGCCUCCGCGGGGCCUCGUCACUGCAGCGGAAGCGGCCGAGCCGCGCCGAGACUCACUGUCGUUCACCGUGCUCUGCCCCGAGUGCGACACCGAGGUGGACAUCCCUCAGUCCGGACCGGCCGGGCUCAGCACGGACCGCUUGGCGCUGGACGAGGUGUUCCUGGAGGCCCUGGUGAGCGGCGGCCCGCUGGGCUGCGACCUGUGCGGCGAGGGGAGCGCCGAGAGCCGCUGCGAGGCGUGCAGCCUGAACCUGUGCGAGUUCUGCCGCCAGGCGCACAGGCGGCAGAAGCGAACCGCGUCUCAUUCUGUUGAGGCCGUGACGGAGCUGAGGGCCCGCGGCCGGCUCUGCCGCCCCGUCCUCUGCUCCCUUCACCCCGGCCAGGAGCUGAGGCUCUUCUGCCAGCCCUGCGACCUGCCGGUGUGUCUGGAAUGCGCCGCCACGCUGCACCGGGACCACCGCUGCCGCCCGACACACGACGUCGUCGACCGUCAUGGCGACCGGAUACGAGAACUGGUCAGCGCUCGCCUUCGGCCUCGUCUGGAGCGACUGGAGGACUCGCUGCAAAAGGUGGAAAUUUCUCAAGAACAUUUGGAGGUUCGAGUCGAUGAAACCGCCAAUCAGAUUAGAGCUUUCGCGCGCCAGUACGCCAGUGCUGUGGAGGCUCACUGCUUGUCUCUGCUGCGCCGCCUAGAGGAGAUCAGGGUGCAACGCAGAAACCACCUCCACCUGCAGAGGGCGCAGCUGCAGCAGGCCCUGCUGGACGUCAGAGGGAGCGUGGAGUUUGCGGAGCGGCUGCUGAGCUGCGGCUCUGACGCCGAGAUCCUCAGCGCUAAAGGAGUGACCCUGAGAAGACUGACCAGCCUGGCGGAGAGUGGGUACGACCCCCACCCCGCGACGGUCGCCCCCGACGACGGCGUCUGUUUCCUGCCCAGGGAGCCGGCCGGAGAGGUGGAAGGUUACCCGUUGGUGGGCGUGGUCCACUCCAGGACAGUGGACGUCAGCAGGUGCACCGUUGAAGGAGAAGGUCUGCAGCAGGGUACGGCAGCUCAGCGGGGACAUUUCACCCUGGUGUGUCGGGACUCCGGCGGGGAGCGGCUGGCUGGAGGAGGAGAACACGUCCUGGUCAGCAUCGUCCACAAAGAGAAGAAGAACUGCACCGUGGAGACAGUGGUGGCAGACAACAGUGAUGGAAGCUACAGCGUCUCCUACAGGCCAGAGGAAGCAGGACAGUACUCAGUGUGUGUCUGUGUCAGAGCCCAACAUGUUAAGGGUUCUCCAUUUAUUCUGAAUGUGCAGAGAAAGUUCAGGCAGCACAACGGGACUUUUCACUGCUGCUCCUUCUGCUCCAGCGGAGGCGCUAAAGAGGCUCGCUGUGGCUGCCCAGGAACCAUGCCAGGAGGAUUUAAAGGCUGCGGUCACGGCCACAAGGGGCAUCCAGGGAAGCCCCACUGGUCCUGCUGCGGCAGCACGGCGGAGAAGUCCGAGUGUUUGCCUCAGAGCGUACUGGCUGCAGUUUCCCCUCGCGGACACCUGAGAACUGUGGAGCUCUGAUGGGAAGUGGAGGUGAAACCCAGGCUGCUGGUGAACACAGAAGGCUCCAACGAGGAGAGAGCAGGAUGUCAGAUGGACAAAUGGAGUCACAUGGACCAAAAUUGUCGAGACAAAAGUAUUCACUGGACAAUUAAAAAAUUUUUUUGUUUGUUUUUUUUGAGACAAUAAAACAUGUUUUCAAUAUGCAGUCGCGGGUUUUGAUAUGGGCGAAAUGGGCAGUCGCCCAGAGCGGCAUCAGAAAAUGGUGAGACGCCCAAGAACUCUUACUAAGAUUGAUACCACUUGUAUGCAUGUACAGUGGAGUCUGUUUCCCUUAUUUGACGUUAAGUACUUAUCUGCUUUAUUUUUUAAAAAGUAUCAGGUAAUUGCUUGGAGAAGAGGGGCUUGCAUGCAUAUCGAUAUUUCAAGCCUACAAAGUUAGGUGCAGUGGUUAGAUAGAGAACGGUCAGAACAACCGUAAGCACCAAUGUGCUACUGCAAGUAACUACUAAUGGCACAACCCUGACAUUCUUGCAAUCAUAUGUUGAACAUUUUGGCAACAACUCUCCCUGAUAGUAUUUAUUAAAGAUGUGUCUAGUCUUUUAUAGACUCCAUUAGAAACAAAGCUGGUUUGGGUGAGUUAUCAGGUAAACUGGAGGACAUAGGAGUUCAUCCUGUACCUGGGCAGUGCUUAAAUAUCGCAACACAAAUCACAAUCUUUAUAUUAAUGUCAAUAGCUUAAGUUUUAAAAUUCCACUCAUUUUGUUAUACUUACCUCACAUUGUUAGUGUGAAUUGUUUUUUUCAUUUAUCUGUUUUUUUCUGCGCAGUUUGUCAUGUCAAACUUUUGUUACUGAUGUGUGCCUUGUCAUUCUGUUUUCUUCAAAUUUUCAAUAAAGAC
Molecule: messenger RNA, 3247 nt
Organism: Poeciliopsis prolifica (blackstripe livebearer)
Lineage: Eukaryota; Metazoa; Chordata; Actinopteri; Cyprinodontiformes; Poeciliidae
Gene: trim45
Product: tripartite motif containing 45
Exons: 8
Coding region: 626-2368 (580 amino acids)
Biological process (GO): positive regulation of DNA-templated transcription
Cellular component (GO): nucleoplasm; chromatin
Molecular function (GO): zinc ion binding; ubiquitin-protein transferase activity; protein binding
Source: RefSeq, a predicted model, not a curated record